AUGUCUUCUGAUGACCCAGAGCUAUUACUGAAGGAAAAAUCUCUCUCUCCUGGUUUUCCUUAUGAUUAUGAUCAAGAUGAAGAUUUUUUAAAUGAAGAAGAAAACCUUGAAGAGCUAUUAGAUGAAUUAGAAUCUAUUGAUGGCAAAGAAGAUGAUGACAAUGAAGUGGUUGAAGAUGAAACCUUAACCAGAACUUCUCAUCCUGUUCCUGAUGAACUAUUGCAAACGAAUCCAUUGCUUGGUUUGUCAGACGAUGAGAUUCUAAAAAGAAGAAAAAAAUAUGGUCUUAAUCAAAUGGAAGAAGAACAAGAAAACUUGGUUUUAAAAUUUGUCAUGUACUUUGUCGGUCCAAUUCAAUUCGUAAUGGAGGCUGCUGCUGUGUUGGCUGCAGGUUUACAAGAUUGGGUCGAUUUUGGUGUUAUCUGUGCCUUAUUAUUAUUAAAUGCAACUGUCGGUUUUAUUCAAGAAUAUCAAGCUAAUACCAUUGUCGAAGAAUUGAAAAAAACUCUAGCCAAUUCAGCCUUUGUUUUAAGAAAUUCCCAUAUCAUAGAAAUCCCUUCAAAUGAAAUUGUUCCUGGUGAUAUCUUAAGAUUAGAAGAAGGUUUAAUUAUACCUGCUGAUGGUCGUUUAAUAUCUGAAGAUUGUUUUUUGCAGGUUGAUCAAUCUGCUAUAACCGGCGAAUCCUUAGCCGUUGAAAAACAUUGUGGUGACUUAACCUUUGCUUCCUCUACUGUCAAAAGAGGUGAAGCGUUCAUGAUUGUCACUUCAACUGGUUCAUCAACUUUUGUUGGUCGUGCUGCUGUAUUGGUUAAUAAAGCAUCAAGUGGAACUGGUCAUUUUACCGAAGUAUUAAAUGGUAUUGGCACAAUGCUUUUGAUUUUGGUCAUGGCCACCUUACUACUAAUUUGGACAGCUGCCUUUUAUAGAACAACGUCCAUUGUAAAAAUCUUACGUUACACUUUGGCAAUUACAAUGGUUGGUGUCCCAGUUGGUUUGCCUGCUGUUGUCACUACAACAAUGGCUGUAGGUGCUGCUUAUCUAGCUAAAAGAAAAGCAAUUGUUCAGAAAUUAUCUGCAAUUGAAUCACUUGCUGGUGUUGAAAUCCUUUGUUCAGAUAAAACCGGAACUUUAACCAAAAAUAAAUUAUCUCUUUAUGAACCUUACACUGUCGAAGGAAUUUCGCCUGAUGAGUUGAUGCUCACGGCGUGUUUGGCUGCUUCAAGAAAGAAAAAAGGGUUGGAUGCUAUCGAUAAGGCCUUUUUAAGAUCUUUAAGAAGUUACCCAAGAGCAAGAGAAUCUUUGACAAAGUAUAGGGUGCUUGAAUUUAGGCCUUUUGAUCCAAUCAGCAAAAAAGUCACCAGUGUAGUUCAAGCUCCCAGUGGUCAAGUUAUUGUUUGUACAAAAGGUGCGCCAUUAUUUAUUCUUCGAACUGUGGAAGCUGAAGCUGAUAUCCCAGAGGAAAUCCGUGAAAAUUAUGAAAAUAAAGUUGCUGAAUUUGCUUCAAGAGGUUUUAGAUCAUUGGGUAUUGCAAGAAAAGUUGGAAACCGACCAUUUGAAAUUCUUGGUAUAAUGCCAUGUUUAGAUCCUCCAAGAGAUGAUACUGCCGAAACAAUUCGUGAAGCUCAUAAUCUAGGAUUAAGAGUGAAAAUGUUAACUGGUGAUGCUGUUGGCAUUGCCAAAGAAACCUGUCGUCAAUUGGGACUAGGCACAAAUAUCUAUGAUGCAGAAAGAUUGGGUCUUUCUGGUGGAGGUGACAUGCCUGGAUCUGAAAUUGCUGAUUUUGUUGAAAAUGCAGAUGGCUUUGCAGAAGUGUUUCCUCAACACAAAUAUAAUGUUGUAGAAAUCUUGCAGCAUAGAGGAUACUUAGUUGCAAUGACUGGUGAUGGUGUUAAUGAUGCCCCAUCUCUUAAAAAGGCGGAUACUGGAAUUGCUGUUCAAGGUGCAACAGAUGCUGCCAGAUCAGCAGCAGAUAUAGUGUUUUUAGCACCAGGAUUGUCAGCAAUUAUUCAUGCUAUUUGCAUAUCAAGACAAAUUUUUCACAGAAUGUAUGCAUAUGUUAUCUACCGUAUUGCUUUGUCAUUGCAUUUGGAGAUUUUUUUUGGGCUUUGGAUUGCAAUUCUUGAUCGUAAUUUAAAGAUCAAUCUUGUUGUAUUUCUAGCGAUCUUUGCAGAUGUUGCGACAUUAGCAAUUGCAUAUGAUAAUGCACCAUUGGCGCCUCAGCCAGUUAAAUGGAAUCUACCUAAAUUAUGGGGGAUGUCGAUUGUAUUAGGGAUUAUAUUGGCUAUUGGGACAUGGAUUUGUUUGACAACGAUGUUUAUGCCCCGAGGAGGUAUUAUACAAAAUUUUGGAUCAAUUGAUGGCAUAAUUUUUUUAGAAAUAUCGUUGACCGAAAAUUGGUUGAUUUUUAUUACAAGAGCAACAGGGCCAUUUUGGACCUCAUGUCCAUCAUGGCAAUUAGCUGGGGCAGUAUUUGUUGUGGAUGUGAUAUCAACGUUGUUUGCCAUUUUUGGAUGGUGGGCGCAGAACCAAACAGAUAUUGUAACAGUUGUGAAGGUUUGGAUAUGGUCAUUUGGAGUCUUUUGUGUUAUGGGAGGAGCGUAUGUGUUAAUGUCAAGAUCAGAAGCAUUUGAUAGGCUUAUGAAUGGAAAGUCAUUAAAAAAGACCCCUGGACCAAGAAAUGUGGAAGAUUUCGUAAUGGCAAUGAAAAGAGUUUCUACUCAACAUGAAAAAUCUGGUUAA
This is a messenger RNA of Ascoidea rubescens DSM 1968, 2739 nucleotides long. Its product is annotated as plasma-membrane proton-efflux P-type ATPase. Gene Ontology annotation, cellular component: plasma membrane. The transcript has a single exon. Bases 1 to 2739 code for a protein of 912 amino acids. Lineage: Eukaryota; Fungi; Ascomycota; Saccharomycetes; Ascoideales; Ascoideaceae. Gene Ontology annotation, biological process: regulation of intracellular pH; proton export across plasma membrane. The record is from RefSeq and is a predicted model, not a curated record. Gene Ontology annotation, molecular function: ATP hydrolysis activity; ATP binding; P-type proton-exporting transporter activity.